Molecule: messenger RNA, 1652 nt
Organism: Glycine soja
Lineage: Eukaryota; Viridiplantae; Streptophyta; Magnoliopsida; Fabales; Fabaceae
Product: kelch repeat-containing protein At3g27220-like
Exons: 7
Coding region: 94-1443 (449 amino acids)
Molecular function (GO): protein binding
Source: RefSeq, a predicted model, not a curated record
UGAGAGACACAAAACAAAACCAUUGGCGCCAACAGUUGUUUGUUUCCUCUACCAUCCAAUUACGCUUCUCUCUGCCUCUACGUAAAUAAAAAUAUGGCUCUCAUAUUCCAAGCCAAUAACCCCAAAAAACCAAUGGCAUCGCUAACAGCGGGGUUUCACCGCCACAACAACCACCGCAGCCAUUCUUCUUCUGCGUCCAAAAUCAUAAUCUUCUUCUGCCUCUCUGCCUUUCUCGGCCUCGCCAUCAUCGCCAACCUCUUCCGCGCCUCCCUCUCCACUCACUAUCUCUCCAUCGCCACCAACUGGGUCGACACCAACGCACCCGUCCUCAUCCUGAAACUCGCCGCCACUCCUCACAACAGCAACAACAAGGGAAAAGAUGGGAAGAUUGCACAAAGGAUGGGUCCCCAGAGAUUCCUUUCGGCUACAUUUGCGGACUUGCCUGCUCCAGAAUGGCAAUGGGAGCAGAUGCCGUCGGCUCCAGUGCCUCGGCUAGAUGGGUACUCUAUACAGAUUAAGAAUACCUUUUAUGUGUUUGCAGGAUAUGCCCAUCUUGACCAUGUGCACUCGCAUAUUGAUGUGUUCGAUUUCAGCAUCAACAAAUGGGUAGAUCAGAUUAAAAUGCCAAAUGAAAUGGCUCAUUCACAUUUGGGCAUAGCAUCUGAUGGCAGGUAUAUAUACAUUGUCUCAGGACAAUAUGGUACCCAAUGCAGUGGGCCUACUACCGCUUCCUUUUCGCUAGACACUGCAACAAAGAAAUGGAAACCUUUGCCACCAUUGCCAGCCCCCAGGUAUGCUCCUGCAACUCAAUUAUGGAAAGGAAGACUCCAUGUCAUGGGUGGUAGCAAGGAGAAUCGCCAUACACCUGGAAGAGAUCAUUGGAGUUUGGCUGUGAAGGAUGGUGAAACAUUGGAGCAACAAUGGCGGGACGAAGUUCCCAUUCCACGUGGUGGACCACAUAGGGCUUGCAUUGCAGUCAAUGAUCGACUUUUUGUUAUUGGUGGACAAGAAGGUGAUUUUAUGGCCAAACCUGGUUCGCCUAUAUUCAAGUGUUCACGCAGACAUGAAGUGGUCUAUGGAGAUGUUUAUAUGCUGGAUGAUGAAAUGAAAUGGAAAAUUUUGCCACCUAUGCCAAAACCAGAUUCUCACAUAGAGUGUGCAUGGGUUAUUGUCAACAAUUCAAUAAUCAUCACUGGAGGUACCACAGAAAAGCACCCAGUGACAAAAAGGAUGAUGCUGGUUGGGGAAGUUUUCCAAUUUCAUUUAGACACAAUGAAAUGGUCAGUGAUCGGAAAGCUUCCUUACCGCAUAAAAACCACAUUAACUGGUUUUUGGGAUGGAUGGCUAUACUUUACAUCAGGACAAAGGGACAGAGGGCCAGAUAACCCACAACCAAAAAAGGUAGUUGGAGAAACGUGGAGAACGAAAUUACAUUUGUCAUAGUUUCAGAUAAAAAAGCUGAGUCUUGUUAAAAGUUUUUUUUUUUUUCCAAUUUUUGAUUCACAUUGCUGCCACAUGCCUAUUCAAAUUAUUUAUCUUUUCCUUUUCAAUUAAUUCAAUGCCUUAAUUAGGAAAUAGUUAUGUAAAAUUUGUCUACCUUGUGUACAGAGUUCAGAUUUUAAUGGAUAUAUUGGAAAUUGCAGUUAUUCUAA